Messenger RNA from Nycticebus coucang (slow loris), 7169 nucleotides. RefSeq names its product ecotropic viral integration site 5 (gene EVI5). Bases 299 to 2839 code for a protein of 846 amino acids. The transcript is spliced from 21 exons. Lineage: Eukaryota; Metazoa; Chordata; Mammalia; Primates; Lorisidae. The record is from RefSeq and is a predicted model, not a curated record.
GGUGGGCGGGCGGUGGUCGAGAUUGCUGCGGUGCCCGGAGUGGCUGGCGAGGGUCUGGAGGUGACUCUGAACUCCGCAGCGAGUGCGGUACUCCCGAGAACGCGGGAAGGGCGUCCGCGGAGCCGGGAGCGGGGCCGAGGCGCUGAGACGCGGCGGCGCGGCUGCCGGCUGGAUGGGAAGUUAAUGUUUACGGCGAAGUCCACCCAACGUUUCCAAGGUGGCGACAGACAAGGUUGCAGAAAAGCUGAGUUCUACUCUCUCAUGGGUGAAGAGCACAGUAUCGCAUACAGUCAGUCAGAUGGCCAGUCAGGUGGCAAGUCCAUCUGCUUCAUUACACACCACGUCCUCAUCUACCACCACACUGUCAACACCAGCCCUUUCACCCUCUUCCCCAUCACAGUUGAGUCCAGAUGACUUAGAACUCCUGGCUAAACUGGAGGAACAAAAUAGAUUGUUAGAGACGGAUAGUAAAUCUUUAAGAUCUGUAAAUGGGUCAAGAAGAAACAGUGGCUCCUCUCUUGUAUCAAGUUCAUCUGCCUCUAGCAACCUCAGCCACCUGGAAGAAGAUUCUUGGAUUCUUUGGGGAAGAAUUGUUAAUGAAUGGGAAGAUGUGCGCAAAAAGAAGGAAAAGCAAGUUAAGGAACUUGUUCGUAAAGGGAUACCCCACCACUUUAGAGCAAUAGUUUGGCAACUUUUAUGCAGCGCACAAAGCAUGCCAAUUAAGGAUCAAUAUUCAGAACUCCUGAAAAUGACCUCACCUUGUGAAAAAUUAAUCCGAAGGGACAUUGCUAGAACUUACCCCGAACACAAUUUUUUUAAGGAAAAAGAUAGCCUCGGGCAGGAGGUUUUAUUUAAUGUAAUGAAGGCAUAUUCUUUAGUGGAUCGUGAGGUUGGUUACUGUCAAGGAAGUGCUUUUAUAGUUGGAUUAUUGCUUAUGCAGAUGCCAGAGGAAGAAGCUUUCUGUGUAUUUGUUAAAUUAAUGCAAGAUUAUAGACUUCGUGAACUUUUUAAACCAAGUAUGGCAGAAUUGGGCCUUUGUAUGUACCAGUUUGAAUGCAUGAUUCAGGAGCAUCUUCCAGAGCUCUUUGUACAUUUUCAGUCUCAGAGUUUUCAUACCUCAAUGUAUGCAUCAUCCUGGUUUCUCACUAUCUUUCUUACAACUUUUCCGUUACCAAUUGCAACAAGGAUUUUUGAUAUCUUUAUGUCUGAGGGCUUAGAAAUAGUGUUUCGAGUAGGCUUAGCACUUCUUCUGAUGAAUCAGGCAGAAUUAAUGCAGCUUGACAUGGAAGGGAUGUUACAGCACUUUCAGAAGGUCAUUCCACAUCAGUUUGAUGGCGGUCCAGACAAAUUAAUCCAAGCAGCUUACCAAGUUAAAUACAACUCCAAAAAAAUGAAAAAGCUUGAAAAGGAAUAUACUACAAUAAAAACUAAAGAAAUGGAAGAGCAAGUUGAAAUUAAAAAACAUCUUUAUCAGUGCUUCUUCCAAUCUAUUGAUGUUCCACCUGAGGGGGAGGAGAGGUUACGCACAGAGAACAGACUUUUGAAACAGCGUAUCGAAACACUAGAGAAAGAAAGUGCUUCCUUGGCAGAUAGAUUGAUACAGGGACAAGUGACAAGAGCCCAGGAGGCUGAGGAAAACUACCUCAUAAAACGGGAGUUGGCCACCAUCAAACAGCAGAGUGAUGAGGCCAGUGCUAAGCUGGAGCAAGCUGAACAUACCAUCAGGAAGCUCCAGUGCCAACAACAAUGGCAUAAAUGCAGUUCCAACUACAAUGAGGAUUUUGUGCUGCAGCUAGAGAAGGAGUUAGUCCAAGCCCGACUGAGUGAAGCCGAGUCUCAGUGUGCUCUAAAGGAGAUGCAGGAUAAAGUUCUGGACAUAGAGAAGAGGAACAACUCCCUUCCUGAUGAGAAUAACAUUUCAAGUCUUCAGGAAGAACUCAUCGCUGUGAAACUGAGAGAAGCAGAGGCGAUUAUGGGUUUGAAAGAACUCAGACAGCAAGUCAGAGACUUGGAGGAGCACUGGCAACGCCACUUAUCUCGUACUACUGGGAGGUGGAAAGAGCCACCUAAGAAAAAUGCUGUGAAUGAGUUGCAAGAUGAACUGAUGACCAUUCGACUUAGGGAAGCCGAAACGCAAGCAGAAAUAAGAGAAAUAAAACAAAGGAUGAUGGAAAUGGAAACACAGAACCAAAUCAAUAGUAACCAUCUUCGAAGAGCAGAACAAGAGGUGAUCAGCCUACAGAAGAAGGUACAGUAUCUUUCUGCACAGAACAAAGGACUACUUACUCAAUUAAGUGAAGCAAAGCGCAAACAAGCAGAGAUCGAAUGCAAGAACAAGGAAGAAGUGAUGGCGGUGAGACUGCGGGAAGCAGAUAGCAUAGCUGCUGUAGCUGAACUGCAGCAGCACAUUGCUGAGCUUGAAAUCCAGAAAGAAGAAGGAAAGCUUCAAGGACAGCUUAACAAGUCUGAUUCUAACCAGUAUAUUAGGGAACUGAAAGAUCAGAUAGCAGAGCUGAAUCAUGAGCUCAGGUGCCUAAAAGGCCAGAGGGGCUUCUCAGGCCAACCUCCUUUUGAUGGAAUCCACAUUGUCAACCAUUUGAUAGGAGAUGAUGAAUCAUUCCAUUCCUCCGAUGAAGAUUUUAUAGAUAAUUCCUUACAGGAAAGUGGCAUUGGUUUUCCUUUGCACAGAAAAUCCAGCCCAAUGUCUUUGAACGCUGCUGUGGCAGAUGGUAGUGAGAGUGAAACAGAAGACGGGGUCCUGGAGACCAGAGAGCGCGAUGGAGUGGGCGGAAAGGAGCCGCCCCCCAGGAGAAGAGAGUCCUACUCAACCACUGUCUGACCUUCACUGUGACCCAGACUGCGGGUUUCUUUAAGGGAUCAGUUAUAUGACGAGGGAUUUGGGAACUUAAUCUGUUUCAUAUGUACAUAUAUAUUUUAUAAUCUUAUCUAACUUCUAAUCUUUGCCAAAUCUUUACCACUGACUUAACCAUUGCCAUUAAGUUGACUGGAAUGUGGUUAAUGGGUAAAAUAAGAUCCUAACAGUAUUAUUGAAUAUUAGUGUUGCUUGUUUAGAAAAUGCAACUAUAUAUGUGGGAACCAUUUUGAAGUUCAAAACUAUGGAAAAUUAUUUUCUUCAGACAAAACUACUUGUGCAAUAUUUUAUGCUCUGUGAACAAACUGUAUAUUUAUGUUUAUCAAUUUGUUUUCAAGGUGGCUGUCUGCAGACAUUUGACCAAGACAUACAUCUUAUUUACCUUCUGUUUUGUGUUUGGGGUAUUUUUUUUUCCCAUGAAAAUUACUAUUUUAUGAGUGGGCCACUGAAAAUUCCCAGACACAAAAUCUUUUUUUUUAUAUAAAUUCAUAAACAAAAAUUAAUGGUUGUCUGUUUAGAGAGUUUUAAGUUUUCUUUUAAUUUUUAAUUUUUGUGUGCAUAUGAUGCUUCCAUGUGUUAGUUACUAGUCAUAGUAGGUUAACUACAAAAACACUGUUCCUUUGUUGUAUAUAUUUAUGAAUCUGCACACCAGCCCCUAAUAUCAUUUUAUAUGAUGACCAUAUAUGUUGCAAAAUGACUGCUUUCAGCAUUCUAGCAGGACUUCUGUAAAUAAUAAGUUAAAAGUAAAUUGAAAAGUAAAAAUAAUAAAACCAAACACUAAUAUUUUAAGAGCUUUAGCAUUUUGCUUAGCAUUCAACACUAACAGAUUCAUAAUUUAACUGAUGCCUGUUCAAAACACUAUUGGUAAAAUCUUUUACUUCCUAUGUAUAUGAUGAGUUUUUCAUGGUUAAACAUGUUAUAGCACAUACUACUUAUAUUCUACUUAAUAUAAUUUAAGUAAUGUGCUAAGCUCCAAGAGGCACAGAAGUUAUAUCUACAAAUAAUCUAUGAAUAUCUUCAGAUUCUCUAGUUUUUAAUCUAUAGAUAAAGCCAUAAGAAUCUUUUCCUACCAGUUUUUCCUUUUUUUAUAAUUCAGACUUUUUUCCCCUAGAAAAUGGAAUACUGUCAUUGCCUAUCAUAAAUUGGAGGAAACACCCAAAUUACGUUUAUACUCUGGGAGGGUGACAGGAAUGUGUUGACUGGGCACCUUCCACUCUCAUUUUUCGUUAGCGGUCUCUGAAACAAAUAGCCUUGGGGGAAAAGAGAAGAGUAGAACUCUGUGUGAGCAUCCCUUUGCACAGUGUGUUCAUGCAGGAAAAGAAGUUAUAUGACAAAAUAGAGUAGCAGAGACAAAAGUUGUUUUCCUUCUAAAACCAGGAGUUAAGCCUCGAGCAAGGCCUUUGUAGCUAUUUGCCUGAGAAAUGAGAUUUAAAAAACCUGCUUUCUGUGUCUAUCCCUAGCACCAGGCCAGAUUCUAGUGCUUAAGUAAAUUUACCGGUGGUCCCAAGCCAAUAAGUACCAGGGACAAGAUUUUUAAUCCAGAUCUCUCUAACAUCAAAGGUUUUGAAAGAUUCAGCUAGUGAAUUAAUUUCUCGGUUUCCUGGUUUUCUGACAAUGUGAUUUAAAUGAAUUUGAUUUAAAUGUGUUUCCUGAAUAUAAUUACAGAUAGAGAUAUGUGAAUAUCAAUACUCAUAAGCUCUACACUGUUUAUGAAUAUAGUCACUACUGCUAGAAUCGUCUGGUGCUUUUGGGAUUCUUUGGGGGGUUCUUUACUGUCAAUGCUUAAGUGAAGUGAGAUGAUUCGUGGUCACAUUCUCGCUUUGACCCCCAUGUCUAGAAAUCUAGGAUCUGAACCAAAGGUCAACAAACUGCAGCCCAUGAGAUUAUCCCAGUCAGCUGCCUGUUUUUACUUUUUUAAAAAUGGGGAAAAAAUUAAAAAAUAUUUUGUGUCACAUGAAAGUUAUAUGAAUUCAAAUUUCAGUAUUCAUAAAUAAAGUUUUAUGGGCACACGCCCCUUCUUACCUGUUUACGUAUUGUCUAUGGCUGCUUUUGUGCUACAGUGGCAGAGUGGAUAGUUUGUUAACAGACUAUUUGGCCCAUAUAGUCUAAAAUAUUUACUAUCUGACCCUUUACAGAAAAGGUUUGCUAACUCUUGAUCCAGACACACUAAAAUUGAAGUUUACUUCUUCAGUUUGGCUCAGUAGAACAAACCAUAUGAAUGAUUUGGAAAUGUAAAAUUGCAUGGAUAUUAUGCUCAGAACUAUUCAAAAUGGAAUUCAGAUGUCUUAUAUGAUGCAGUCUUUGGUCCAUAGAAACUUUUGGAAGAAUACCUGUCUGUAAGUUUGCACAGAGAGAGAGAAAAAAGGAAAGAAUUCCAGAAUCUUAGCAUUGUUCUUUAAAGCAUGUAGCAUUGACCUUUAAGGUAAGCUUCAUUGAGUAAAUGCUAUAAUUUGACUUUAAAAUAAUAACAGUUUUCUAGAAUCAUGUUUGAAUUCUAAACUUUGAAAGAUAUUCUUAGGGAAUUUCCUAUGUGCCAUUUCUGAUUAGGAGUUAGAUGAUAAAAGAAUCAUGGCUCAAAUUUCUUAACUAGUAGAAUAUACAAAAGAGGGAUCAUGGUAAAUGAACCUUACUCUCUUGAUAUUCUUCUAAUUUGGACAGUGAAAAACUAGAAACAUCACUGUUUUCAUUCAAGAUCUUUGAUUCAGCCGGGCACAGUGACUUAGGCCUACAAUCCUAGCACUCUGGUAGGCCGAGGUGGGUGGAUGGCCUGAGCUCACAGGUCCAAGCCCAGCCUGAGCAGAGCGAGACCCCAUUGUUAAAAAUAGCUGGGCGUUGUGGCAGGCACCUGUAGUCCCAGCUACUUGAGAGGCUGAGGCAAGAGAAUCGCAUGAGCCCAAGAGUUGGAGGUUGCUGUGAGCUGUGAUGCCAAGGGUGGCAAAGUGAAACUCUUGUCUCAAAAAAAACACAAAUCUUUGAUUCAAAUAAACCUUAGAAGAGUUUAACAUCUUCCUGGCCUUUAAGAUGCAAAAGAGUACUGUGCCCUGAUUUAAUCCAGAUUAAUAUAAGUAUGUUAUAUUAAUAAGAUUCUGAGGCAUUAAACAAUGUUUUCUUGAUGGAUUUUUACUUAAUUAUUGAUAUUUUUCUGUUAUUUAAAUGUUAUUCAGUCAAACACUUAGAGUUGAGGACUAUUUGGGGGAAAAGGAGGAAUGAAAUGAGCCACACUAGGAAAACCGGCUCACUUGAGAUAAUUACCUGCCUGGUGUCAUUGCCAUCCUGGGUUCAGAGGCCAAGAGGCGAGGCUGUAAUGAUCUGAAUGAAAUGGAAGUCACAUUGAGGUAAUCAAGCAGAGAUAGCUUAGAUCAAAAACACUUAAACAGCCUUUUUAAAAAUUGGCACCCAUCUAUAGUCUUAGAUACUUGUAAGGCUAAGGCAAGAAUUUCGGGCAAUAAUGUGCUAUGAUUGUGCCUAUAAAUAGCCAUUGCACUGCAGCCAUGACAACAGAGUGAGACCCUGUCUCUAAAAACAAACGAACAAAAAAGGAUUGACAAAUUUUUUCUUCCUGGAAAAAGAAGUCAAAUGUCGGACUGUACAUAAUUUCUGCCCUUUUUUCUUUUUGCUAGACAGAAGGCACUCAAUGUUUGCUAACACAGACAUCACAUUCCAACUAACUGGCCAGUUAGGAAAGGAAGGAAGGAAAAAAGUGUUUUUUCAGCUCUGAACAUGAUGCAGCUUGUUAUUCUCCGGAUAGUGCCUUUGAUUGAAAACAAGGUCUAGACCUAUUAAAAUGCAUCAUUUUUGACAUCAGAAGAAAUGAUACGGUUCCUCGUUCUCGUUUAUGUCUUAUGUAAUGCACUAUAAUGUUCAGAUUUAAAGUAAAAGGAGUAUAUGAAUUACAUUUUGGUAACAUUCUUUCAUGACUAGCUUGAUUAAUGUAGUACCAACAUUUCAUGAAGUCAGUGAAUUACUUUAUUAAAACAGUGAGUUUUCGCUUGAAAGUAAUUGCUGCUCUGUCAAUAAUAAAAGAGUAAGUUUUAAAAAUUCUACUGAAAUUAAAAUUUCUAGUUAAAAGAAUAGUAGAUACUAUUUAUAAUCCAAGUUCUACAUUACAUCUAUUGACCUACUAUUUCUUCUUUUCACUUCAAAGAGGAGAUGGUAGAAUAAAUACGUUUUGAUAUACCGAAGAGAUGCAAAGUUAUAGUGUAUUUCAUUUUCCUGUUGGAAUUUUUUAUUGUAACAUUGUAUAACUUAAAAUGUUUACUUGUGCCUUUGCUUUAAACAAUUAAAGUUUUCCAUUUUA